Talaromyces atroroseus is the source of this 693-nucleotide messenger RNA. Its product is annotated as 37S ribosomal protein S10, mitochondrial. The transcript is spliced from 5 exons. Gene Ontology annotation, biological process: translation. The record is from RefSeq and is a predicted model, not a curated record. Gene Ontology annotation, molecular function: structural constituent of ribosome. Bases 1 to 693 code for a protein of 230 amino acids. NCBI's taxonomy places the organism in Eukaryota, Fungi, Ascomycota, Eurotiomycetes, Eurotiales, Trichocomaceae. Gene Ontology annotation, cellular component: small ribosomal subunit; mitochondrion; ribosome.
AUGCUGUCCAAAACGCUAUUUCGACCGACCUUCACAGCAUUGCAGACGGCGCGAUUCACGAGGACACUGGCGACCACCUCCGAACAGGCACCACCACCUUCAGUCGCAUCUACAAACACACCCAAACCGGCACAAGAUGCUGAGGCUCCAAUUCCUUCUGGCAAAUUGCCCCGAUUAAAUGAAACAGAUGAAGUCAAGCCGUGUGUACGCAAUGUGGAGUUCUUCGCCGAUUUUGCAAUCCGCGCCGCAUAUUACCUCAACCUUCCAGUCUCUGGGCCCAUUCCUCUUCCACGCAUCGUUGAACGCUGGACAGUUCCUCGAAGCAAUUUCGUGCAUAAAAAGAGCCAAGAGAACUUUGAACGUAUAACAUUGCGACGCCUCAUACAGAUCAAAGAUGGUCACCCUGAAAGUGUGCAACUGUGGCUGGCAUUUUUAAGACGACAUGCAUUUUACGGUGUCGGAAUGAAGGCCAAUGUUUGGGACUUUGAUGAUUUAGAUGUCGCCAGCGGACUUGACACGACAGCCGAGGACGUCAAUAAGGCACUGGAACCAUACUUCGCUCAGUUCGGUCAACGCCCUGACGCCAUAAAGGAUAAAUCAAUGCUGGAUCAGAUCAAUAGUGAAAGGUUUUUGAAUCCUCGGAGCCCAAUGAAUGAAGUCCAGUUGAAAUUUUCACGUGACAUCCCCGAAUGA